CCUCAACCACUUACAUUCUCUCACCUCAGUGGGUGUAAGGAGCAAAGAUAUUAGGUGCAUUUUUGACAGUGAUGACCAGGUGAGUGAGUCUGAUAAAUGUUAUAGUUGAUAAGGGGUCUGAUGCUAGCAACUUUGCUCAUUCAACUAAUUUCUUGUUUGUGGAUUUUUAUGUUGUGACUGGGGCUUGCAGUAGACUACCCUUCAGAUGAUCUGUAUUCAAACUGAUUUAACAAAUCUCUAACCAUGAUUUAUUCCUUAUGAUAAGUGAUAGAUCAAUACAAUAACAACCCAAGUCACUUUUGUUAUGAUUAGUUCAAGCUAUUGUUAGGUUCAUCUUCUGUUGAUGUUGUAGUCCUUUAUAGACGUGUCAGUACCUUGUCUUUCUGUUGAUCUUGCCCUGGACAUGCUUAGUUUGUGUGUCUCAUCCUGCCUUCUUAUUAUAACUUUCACCCAGUGACAUCUUCUGUAAAAUAGAGAUUCUGUUUCAGCAUUGUGGCAUUGCAGUGCUUCUUCUGACUAAUCCUAUUGGCAGCAGUUAGAGGCAUAAAAAAAUAUUUAACAGAUACAGUAUGUUUUCUUGCUGACUGCGUUGUUUGCUUUUAAAAGCAAAAUAGGAGUAUUGAUAUAAAUUCCAGAUUGGUAAACAAACAGCUAUCAGUAAGAAAAUGCACUAAAAUGUAAAUGUUGGUUUAAGAUCAGAACAUAAUGGUUGUCCAAAAUAUUGUCCCAGUAUUUACAUUUUUUUCUUUACCCAUCAACAGUGAAUUAUCACAUCUUAAAUUUACAACACAUACCUCCUUUUUGAUGUGUGGUAUAUUAGGUUUUAGAAUUGUUAGGUACUUAUGCCAGAGCAUUAUUUAAAAAAUAUUGCAUUUGCUUAGAGGAAAAAUUCUCUUCUUAAUGGCCUCAAAUAUGUUACGUUCUGAGCUUGUCUAUUGCAACACAAAUAACUUUUAUGCAUCACAUAUAAUAUAAACAAAAAUGAGAGGACCAAAGUUCAGACAAAGAUGAUUAUAUCAAACAACAAAUGGGUAAAACAAUACACUGGCAAUAUACAUAGCACAGGUACGUAUGUCAAAGAGAUACGGGUAAAGGACAAAGAGCAACCACACUGGGGGGAAUACAAUGUAAGGAAAACUAGAGGUCUCAAAAGGAGACACCCAAUAGACUCAAUGAUGAUUUCAGUUUGCUUUUCAUGCUUUUUAAAGUAGGACUAGUUGUGUUGGAUAUAUUUCACUUCAGGAACUUGUUCAUGUAUAACGCUGAGCACUAAUUAAUCAACCACAUUACUGUCAUGUGGAUAUUAACCUUGGCUGUGAGUAGCUAUUAGCUCUUACAAAGUGAUAGAGAAGUGAUUGGGGCUUCACUCAAUGGACACCACUUGCAGCUGUGUAGAAACUUAACUCUGCUGAUGAGAAAACAUAUAUUAGGUUACCUGUGUAAUCAGUCCAACAAACACUCUAAUAAAGGCCCUGUGCCAAAACACGUAAGCAUUUGUUUUUUUGUGAUGUAAGCCAAAUAAAACUGGUGAAAUGUUGAUUUAUUGCCCUCCAUAACUUGGAACAUGAGAUGUGCUGCCUCCUUUUGAAACCUUAAAACUAUCAUUAAACUUUGGCAAAGCAAUGUCCUGAAAAUUUAAUGAAGUGUGAAUUUGUCAUAAUAAUUGUAGGUGUUUAUUACAAAACCAGUAUUACUAGACUUAGGGCUAAUCCCAAUUGUAACCCUUAGCUCUUGUCUUAUCCCUUAGCCCUUGGUUUUGCAUGUUCACGUCAAGAAAAAGGGUGUCUCAAUUCUCCAUAAGGUUAGGGGGGCAAGGGGUACACAGCCCUUGAAACAAAGACAGACGGGGACCACGCUUGAAUGCUAUGGGUAUGAUUUUAAUAUGAUUUUCAUAGUAAUGACACUUGUGUUUUUUUUAAUCAAAUAUUCAAUCCUUUGCUACUCCACAUAAAUAUUUGCCAUGUUUCGAAUUGUUUGUGUUUAAAAAUCACUAGUUAUGACGAGCUAGUGAUUGCCAAUGAUAGCUACACUGAUGUCAGACUUGGGUGACAAAUUCACAGCAAACUGGCUCUACUGCAAUGUACUGUUUAUCGGAAUACUGUUUAUUGUCACAUCAGCCUAUGACACAGCUAGCAUGGGGCAAGGCAUGAUGACCCAGCGGAAAUCGAGUAGCGUUUCUUAGGAGCAAAUUUCCACCCAUUCCCCUUGCCCUAAAAACAGAGGGCCAAGGGGAAUGGGUAGACAAAAGGGUAAGAUGAAGUGGAAGGGAAAAAAGUGACAAAUAGGAUGGGCCCUUAACGUUUACCUUAACGUUUACCUCUUUGGUAUACUAUAAUUUCAAUAGAAAUGCAUAUUUAUAUACUUGGCUUGUACUGCCUUUUUUUCUAUUUUCCCAAGACAGAACUCUGGCUCUGUAAUAACUCCAGGGCUAGAGGCUCAUCUGAUUUUCCUUUGUAAAACUUCAAUUAUCGCAUUAAAAAUUUUUUAAAAAACUGUAACAAUAACAACAAAUGUAUCAUCACUAAGGAGUUGAUCACAUCUUGUCAAUUUAAAAGACGAUGGAGUGUAUGUUAAAGAAAAGCCUGUCCGCCCACACAUGUUCACCACGCUUACAGCUCCUCAAAAGAGACUCAGCUCAGUGAGUCAUUCUGUGAUGUCACUAUCUUUUCUUUCUGAGCCUGCCAGCAGCCCACAGGCUGCAUACAAAGAAUUGUUCUGCAGGUCACUCAGUAUAUCAUUUUCCAUGUCUUGGUGUUGUUUCUUUGCCUCCCUUUUUUCCUCCUAAGAAGCAGCUUAAGCUAGAAACUUCAAAGACAGAUCUUGAGCCUUUCAGCUGGACAACUUCUCUGAUUAGAGAAUCUUCUUGAGGUCUGAUCUUAACUCGCAUGUGGAUCCACACAUAGAGCAUUGUGUCCAUAUUAAAAAUAAUAUGCCAUCAGUUUAACAAUUUGUUAUUGACACAAAGAGUAAAAUUUGCGGUUUAUGAUUGUAAUUCACAAAGUACUGAAACGGGUGUUGUAUUGUGUUGAUUUCCUACAUUGAAUGAAUUUAGUUGUUACUUGAAUAGACAUUGAUUAAUUGUGCUUUUCCUCAAUCUUUCUAUUUCAGGAAAUAUAUUGAUUUUAUUUGUGAUAUUGAUGUUGAUUAAGUCCUGAAGACAUACAGACCUGACAACUAGCAGUUUGCAGUUACUGAUCUAGACACAUUGUGAUUUAGCUACUCUAGUUGACUGUCCUCUAAUAUUAUCUGUCCGUACUGUUUGUAGCAUUAAGCUUCAUUUACCAAAACAGACUUGUUAGGAAUAUUUUAACAAGUAGGACAAAAUUAAGCUAUCAUGUACAGAAGGGCAUUGCAUUCACUGCAUAAAAAUAAUAAUAAAAUAAAUCAAACACAUUAUCUCGUAAUUACGAGAUCAGGAUCUCAUAAUUACAAGAUAAGAUAAAUGAAAAGGAAAUGUCUGUAAAUCCUCACUUAGUAGUAAUAGUGGCGCUAUCCCAGUUAAUCUGCUCUUACGAUCUUUCGGUUUGGGCCACAAGGUAAUACUGAAGUUUCCUAAAAAUUAGGAAGGUAUUAAUAUUAGUAUUGUAGCAACCCUGCAGGAGACUACACACAAAGAAAUGCUGGGUUGUUUUUUCAACCCUACCACUAGGUUGAGCCUGUUUGUCAAUUUAUUUGAGUUAUUUUCAUGGAGUUGGGUAUUCUGAGUACCCAAUUCACAAGUUUAUUUAUGUUUGGAACAGAGUUAUUAGCUGUUGGGUUGUAAUUUCUACACAGUUUUGUUGGUUCGUUAUGGACUACCCAACACAUUGGGUAGACGUUUGGGCAUUUGAAAACCAAGCACCACCCACUCACCAGUUUGAUGCCACAGCUGCUAAAGAAGGGGGAGACAUACAAAGCAAGGUUUGUUACAUUCCCACUAUUGCUUUACAAUAUAGAUGACUUGAUAUUGUUAUAGACCCUCAUUUUGUUUUUAAGAUGUAAGGUUGUGAAGCACUGUUGUGUACCAGCUUCUGCCUUCAGUAAUCAAUUGGUAGGUGAGCAAGCUAAUGGUUAGCCAACGUGAGUAACAUAAAGUACAUUGUCUCAAAUGUAGCAAGCUAACAUGUUAGAUAAUGUACGGUGUAGUGUGGUGUGGUCUAAAAUGUUGAACUACUGCUUUAAUGGACUCUCUGUCUGGAUGUUUCAGGUUGAUUGGAACAAUCAAUGGAUGACUUUGUGAUGUGGAGUGGAGUGAAGUGAAUGCAAGAUACAACUUCCUGUUCUGUAUUGUUUAUGUUAAGAAGCUAAGAAAACCAUAUAAAAAAAAAAAGAAAACUGUAAAAUGUUUACAAACUCCAAAGUUCAUUUUCCGUCAGUAAAAUGGAAAGGGAGCUGUUAAGGUUGGGUUGUUGGGUUAAGUGAACCAACCCCAUUAGUUGAGUAAAAUUAAUCCGGCAUACGUUAUGUCCCAAAUUUAAAUAGCGCUGGGUUGGGAAACGACCCAAAUUGGGUUGUUUUUAACCCAACCUUUUUAAGAGUGUAAUGUUCCAGUUAAAAUGUUGAAGAGGUCUGUGUUUUCUAACCGUUUGUGAAUGUGUAUGGCACAGGCAUGUAUGUGGUUGGAUGAGAAAGCGAGGGGGCAGGGGGGGAAGAGAUACAGGGUCCUGCUCUGUGUUUAUGUGUGUGACUGAGGAGCUAAGAGCUAGUGAGAGCAGUCAGAUAAGUUUGUUGUUUUGGUGUGGUUACACAUGAUUUCUGUAUAUAGUGAAGGUUUUUUGGAUCAACUCAUUCUUUCAGCAUCCUUUUAACAUGUCCGGUAGAAUGCUACAGUUUAUCAAGUUUUUGAUUUACUCACCACACUCAGUGAAUGCAAUGUGCCUCUGUAUGAAUUUACCUCUUCAUGGAUGUGCAGUUAGUGGUUCUGAGUGAAACUCUGGCCAAUGUGGCGCCUUUCCUCAUCUCAAAUCAGACACCUUAUCUUGUAAUUCCUGGAUCCAGAUCUCAUAAUUACGAGAAAAAAAUUGGAAUUACAAGAUCAGGAUCUCGUAAUUAUGAGAUGAGGUGUCUGAAAUUUUUUAAUUUCGUAAAUGCAAUGUGCUUCCAUAGUCAUGAGUUAGGUUUUGAUUAAAAAAAAAAGGGAACAAUUCCAAAAAGAGAAAAAGGUUAAAGAGAAAGCGGUUGUUGUGCAUAAAAAUGUAUAUUAUUAGGAGAUUUGGAUAAGAACAACUUAACAAAUGCAGGAGAACAUUUAUCUUGCAUUACAGAUGCUUCUUGAAGUUAUGUUUAAUUUGUUAAAAAAAAAUCUGCCCUUUCAAACUGCGCAGUAAAGCUACUUCACUCAUGAUAUUUAGAGGUUGAAUAAUUUUAAUUUUCCCUUUAUUUUUCAAUUAUCUGCUGUUUUGUUGUUGUUGUUUUCAUUUUCAACUACCAACUGCCCUAAUUUUGUUGAAAUAUUUAAAGUGCAAAAUUGAAUUGUAAAUAUUUGAAUCUUCUGUCUGCUGUCAUUUUGGUUAAAGUAUAGUGAAUUGUGGAUAUUCUAAUUCAGCCACAUGCGUGGAAAUGAUACAUGUAUAUACCUGAGAAAACUCGCAACAGUUGGUUUCAGACAAAAGUAGUUAUCCUGCCAUACACAUAGAAAAGAUAUACUGAGCUGCAGUUCAUAAACAUUGGUGUAAGUUAUUAUGAACACCUCAAAUAACUUAUGAGGAUUGUUUAAAGCAACCACAAUGCUUUCUAACUGUGCAAUUAAACAUUAUGAGUGGUGUGUUUUUAUUUAGUGUUAUUAAACUGACCUGUCACUGCUAUUGCAUCUAAAAGGCACUCACCUAUUCCUGUUCAUUUUUUGUUUUGAGGAGAACAUGCUUGCUGAGCAUACAUUAAAACCUACAAUACUGAGAAUAUUCUAAACCUCAGUAAACUUUAUUGCUCCUCCAGCUUAAAACAUUCACACAGUGGGAAAGACAGAGUAAUCCAGGAACAUACUGGUACUUUUCCUCACUAGCCCAUAGCAUGCUGUCCUCAACCUCAAUUUCUAAAAAUGGCUUCUCAUCCCCCCACCUUCUGCCAAGCAUACUUGCUCUGUUCUGUUGUGCCAAAAUAGACUGUGCUUUUUUUCUGUACUGAGACCAAGACCAACAGACUUGGCUCCUCACUUCUGCUAAAAGGUCAUUACAGUAAUUUUUCUCCUGCCAGUUUUUUGCAAAGAUUGGUCUAAGGAAAUACAUCACUCUGAGUUGUGAGAUGUCUCUUGAACCAUGUGCAGAGAUGAAGGUCUUUUUCUUUUCUUCUUCUCCCUUUUAUCACACAUAAUUAAUAGAGGUUCAAGCAACUAUCAAAAGUUGGGGCAUUGUGCAAAAUGUGAAUAAAAACAGAAUAAAAUGGUUUUCAAAUCCCCUUUGACCUCAAGAUGGCGGCGCCGUGUGGAGUCCAGCUACUCUAACAGACGACUCUAACGGAUUGACCCCAGAUACCCAGAGCAUCUACCUGGCUACAACGGUUACAACGAUCGACCAAUACACAAACAGAUCAAAUAAAAUACCCCCGGUCACAUCGAUCACGGCUGGAACGCCGAGAGAGAGACUUACCUGAGAUUUCCACCAUCAGCGGGCCCUCUUCCGGGGCCCUCGCCGGUAAGUCUCCUACCGUGUUGUCUGAUCUGCUUCCUCACCGCUGCGGGCUCCAGGACGGAGCCCUGGCGUGUAAGUGUCCUUCUCGGCACAGUCCAAUCCCCGAUCCAGACUGUCCUCUAUUAGAUCCUGCCUGGUGUCGUUGGCUGUCUGCUGGCUGUUGUUUUCUCCAUUUCAGCCAUGGCUCCACACUCCUCUCCACCCGGCUGUGCCAGCUGCGCCUGUCUGGCGAAAAAGAUCCAGGAGCUGGAACAAAGGAUCUCCACACUCUACCAGAUCCAGGAAGCCGAGAAACUCAUGGACACCAUCGUCUUCAGAACAUCACAUCCCUACUCCACCGGCUCGACGGAUCCGGACCCCGCCGCUCCCAACACCUCUCCCCCGGCUGCUGCGACCACCUCUCCUCCGCCUGCUCAUCCAUCCUUCUUCCCCGAGGUCUCCUCGACAAGGCUGGAAGCAAAACCCAAGGCUAAUCCAGAGCCUCCAGCUACCUCCACUCCAUCCCUGCAGGAGCACUGGUCCCACAUCACCGCCCGCACCGGGAAAACAAAGCUCCCACCUCAGGCUCCCCUCUUCCAACUCCACCUGGAGAACAGGUUUGACACCCUGGACCUCCAUGACUCCCCCCCGCUGCCCGCGGGAUCCCAGCCGAUGUCCACCCGGCUAUCUCAUGGGUCCUCCGGUCCUCCGCCUCCCGUGCCCGACCAUCCGCACGCCGGGUCCCUCCGGCGGCGCUCGAUGCCGUGCUUCACACCGGCACCACGGCUGGCCCGUGUCCCUUCCCUCUCGCCUCAGUUGUCCUCCCCGGCGAGUUCCCCCCCUCCCCAUUCCUCUCUGGUCACGCAGUCUCCACGUCCACUUUUCCCUCCAACGACUUUAAUUGUGGGCGACUCCAUCGUGAGAAACAUCCGCUUUUUUAACGCUCUCACGCGGUGUUUCCCCGGUGCGAGGGUCCUUGACAUUUUAACACUCCUCCCCACUCUGUUAAAAUCUCUGCCAACUUCCAUCCAGAGAAUUAUAAUUCAUGUUGGCACCAAUGACACGUCCCUCCUCCAGACCGAGCUCACGAAGGACCGUUUUACCCAACUUUUUAACUUUCUGAAGAACUGUGAACUGUCUGUUUUUAUCAGCGGCCCCAUUCCCACUUCUGGUCGUGGGUGUGGGAGCUUCAGCAGAGUGCUCAGCCUGCACACCUGGCUCCAAUCUGCCUCCCAAGCCCAUAGCUUUGCCUUCGUGGACAAUUUUAAUCUUUUUUGGAACCGUUCGUCCCUUCUUAAAUCGGAUGGUAUCCACCCGAACACCGCAGGUAGCCGCAUGUUAGCGGCUAACCUGCAGCACACUGUUCACUGUUUCCCACGUGAUUGA
Molecule: messenger RNA, 7970 nt
Organism: Xyrichtys novacula (pearly razorfish)
Lineage: Eukaryota; Metazoa; Chordata; Actinopteri; Labriformes; Labridae
Source: the annotation of a GenBank genome assembly